Molecule: messenger RNA, 945 nt
Organism: Mesocricetus auratus (golden hamster)
Lineage: Eukaryota; Metazoa; Chordata; Mammalia; Rodentia; Cricetidae
Product: olfactory receptor 469
Exons: 1
Coding region: 1-945 (314 amino acids)
Biological process (GO): sensory perception of smell; G protein-coupled receptor signaling pathway
Cellular component (GO): membrane
Molecular function (GO): G protein-coupled receptor activity; olfactory receptor activity; odorant binding
Source: RefSeq, a predicted model, not a curated record
AUGGCUUUCCUGGAGGAUGGGAACCACACUGCAGUGACAGAGUUCAUUUUAUUGGGUUUAACAAAUGACCCUGUCCUUAAAGUAGUCCUCUUCACCAUCAUCCUGUGCAUCUACCUGGUGACUGUGUCUGGGAACCUCAGCACCAUCCUCCUCAUCAGAGUCUCUUCCCAGCUCCAUCACCCCAUGUACUUUUUUCUCAGUCACUUGGCUUCUACUGACAUAGGCUACUCAUCUUCUGUCACACCCAAUAUGCUUAUCAACUUCCUGGUGGAGAGAAAUACAAUCUCCUUCCUUGGGUGUACCAUCCAGCUUGGCUCAGGGGCUUUCUUUGGAACACUUGAAUGCUUCCUUCUAGCCACCAUGGCUUAUGAUCGUUUUGUAGCAAUCUGUAGCCCACUGCUUUAUUCAACCAAAAUGUCCACACGAGUCUGUGUCCAGUUGCUUGUAGGAUCUUACAUUGGUGGUUUUCUUAAUGCUUCCUCCUUUCUUCUUUCCUUCUUUUCUCUUCUCUUCUGUGGACCAAAUAGAGUCAAUCACUUUUUCUGUGAUUUAGCUCCUUUAGUAGAACUCUCCUGUUCUAGUGGCAGAGUGCCCAUAGUUCCUGCCUCAUUCUGCUCUGCCUUUGUCAUUAUAGUCACAGUGUUUGUCAUAGCCAUCUCCUACACCUACAUCCUCAUCACCAUCCUGAAGAUGCGCUCCACUGAGGGCCGCCACAAGGCCUUCUCCACCUGCACCUCCCACCUCACUGCAGUCACUCUGUUCUAUGGCACCAUCACGUUUAUUUAUGCAAUGCCCAAAUCAAGCUACUCCACAGACCAGAACAAGGUGGUGUCUGUGUUCUACAUGGUGGUGAUCCCAAUGUUGAACCCCCUCAUCUACAGCCUUAGGAAUAAUGAGAUUAAGGGUGCUCUGAAGAGAGAAAUUGGCAGGAAAAUAUUCUCCUAA